UGUUUUGCAAGAGCUAAAAUUAUACCCAGUGCUUGCACGGGUUACUAUCCUAGGUUAGUUUUAUAAUAGGACGAGCACGAACACUAGCCGUCUCGCUUUGUGCGCCGUCUCAAUUCGGAGCCCUAGCGCCAUCUCAAUUCGGCCGCAGGGAAGUCAUCUCGGGACAGAAGAAAACGGGCGAGAGAAAGAGAGAGAGAGAGAGAGAGAGAGAUUGGGAAACAUUUCCGAUCGGCGAGAAAGGAAAGGAUGGUGCGGGUGGCGACGUACUUCGCGAUGACCUUCGGUGCCUUCCUCUUCUGGCAGUCCAUGGACAGGCUCCACGUCUGGAUCGCCCUCCACCAGGACGAGAAGGUACUUCUCCCUCCCCCUCCCGCUCCCCCUCACCCUCACCCCCCCUCUCUCUCGCUUUUCUCUUUAUGUCCAAUUUCUCUCUUUCUUUGUUCCGGGCCUCGAUUUCUCCUCUCUCACUUUGGAUUGAUCGCGCUGGUUCUAGUCCUUUCUUGCACACGAUUUGCUGCUGAAUGAUGAUGAUGGUAUAUG
Messenger RNA from Ananas comosus (pineapple), 540 nucleotides. RefSeq lists its product as uncharacterized. Bases 247 to 525 code for a protein of 92 amino acids. The record is from RefSeq and is a predicted model, not a curated record. The transcript has a single exon. NCBI's taxonomy places the organism in Eukaryota, Viridiplantae, Streptophyta, Magnoliopsida, Poales, Bromeliaceae.